AUGAAAAGAGGGAGGAAACCACGACCAAUUCCAACUUCUGUCAUUAACAAGAAGAAGGAAAAGGAGAGAAUAGAAGAAUUAUAUUAUGCAGAGAGAAAACGACUUUAUGCCGGAGAAGAAGAAUUUAUGAACACUUAUCACCCAUUCGAAGAAUCUAAAAAAGGCUGCGGGAAGAAAUCAUCGCCAUUACAGAAAGCAAUCAUUUUCUGCAUGAAACAAAAUAACGGGGCCGCUACAGAAGAACAAUUGCUAGAAUUUGUACGUAAUAAGUGGGAUAUUAUCAUGAAAUACACUCCACGAGGUUUUUCGAUGGAACCAUCAUUACGCGUUAUUCGUCUAAAUCUCGUUGUGCGAAAAAAAGCUCGACAUCUUUUUUUGAAAGAUCCAAAAAACAAGGAUUUAUGGAUGCUUAACUCAAACUUGCGAAAGAUACCUGUCAAAAGAACCCUAUUCAAAAGUUCUGCUGAAGAAAUCCCUGAAGAAAAUAUCGAAAAUUUAGCAUCUGAUUCUGGAAAUUAUAGCGACUCAGAACCAGACUCUAUGUAUGGAAGUUAUAUCAUGAAUCACGAUACAUUUGAAAGACAUGUUGAAGACUUUAUGAGAUCAAUUCAAACUAGCGUUAAAAUCGAAGAAAUUGCAAAUUCAUUAUCUAAAUAUAAAGAAAAACAGGGUUUAUUCCAAUGUUUGCCCUUCGAAAGAAGAAUUAGAGCUUGUCUAGUAGUCCUCAAAAGCGAAGGACGUGUAUUUUUCGAUGAAUUAACGAAUACUUGGAGCAAUCAGAAACCACCCACAAAAAUUGAGAAGCCGUCAGAAAAUCGUUAUCUUCUGACGGACGUAAAAAUCCAAAAUCUAACUAUUGAUGAGCUAUAUGAAAUGGUUAAGAAUAAAUGUUUUGUAAAGUAA
This is a messenger RNA of Trichomonas vaginalis G3, 903 nucleotides long. RefSeq lists its product as uncharacterized. The record is from RefSeq and is a predicted model, not a curated record. Bases 1 to 903 code for a protein of 300 amino acids. The transcript has a single exon. NCBI's taxonomy places the organism in Eukaryota, Parabasalia, Trichomonadida, Trichomonadidae.